CUGGGUUCAGUCAUUUUCAUAGCGGACAAUGACUCGUUUUCUCCUAUUUGCUCUUCUGGCAACAAUUAUAUGCUUUAUUGCGAAGACCUACCAAGUAGAAGGACAGCUUACUUAUAACUGGAAGAAAUUCAAUCGUCCGUCGAGUGGCCGUAGACUGCCAAAAAAGCCCGGACGCUCAGUAUUUAACGUAAGUAUUGUACCAAGUAGUAUGUCACACUAAUUCCUUGAGACAUUGCCUGGGCAUCAGUGUUUUUUUUUCCUCGCCUAAAAACGGUAACACCAUAGUUCUUCUGCCGGCCGAAACCAAGAGCGAAACUCUUGGCGUGGGUCUCUACAAAGACUUACAUGACUGAGACCGGCAGCCAGAUUAUCAAGACGGCACUAUUGAAUUUAGAAUUUCAAUCAAACUAUGUCACUUAUUAAAAUGGGACUGUUCAGGAAAUUCUUUUCAGUAAUGAUGCUGAUGAUUUGUGUUCCUGUAACUUACCUGUUGAGAAAUGAAAGAAGUUAGUAUAUUCUUCUGCUCGAAUUUCAAAAGUGACGAAAUAAUGGAAUUUAAUACCCUAAUCAAUGUUGUGAGGCACAGUCCCUUGAAACAACCAUUUGGCAGCAUGUCCAUACUGCACAUGCGCAUAAUCUUUUUUUUCUUCUUUUUCUUCUUCUAAAGAGGGCGUACAUGGUUGAGGUAUUCUUGUUUUUGAUUUGGCUGCCGUUCGUACAUGAGUGUUUCUGAUUUCAGCUAAACGAAAAACAUAGAUUAGAAUUUUCAGUUUAACAGUAAUAUAAAAGAAAACGCCCUAUUUCGGACCAGCUGGCUAAGAUACAAAUCCUUCCUUCAGAGGGAAAGAAUAUUUCCCAUUUUAUAAUGUUUUAUAUGACGCGGGCAGACUGUCGUUGAUACGAUCACGUGACCAACCAAACUAUUUAGCAUCGACUCACAGGCACAACGAUAAAGAUUUUUCUUUUUUCUUGGCUUAUGUUCGGGUUUUGUGUGUGAAAACGAAACGUAGUACACAACGGUCUGUUUCAGUGCGGGCCAAUGAAUCCCCUGGAUCCAGUAUACUCGCCUCAAAAGAGCGCUUUACCGCCAAUAUUUUGGCUUCACACAAGACUGACAUGUUGUACAUGAACUUAGCAUAAGCACUUGUUACUGAGUACCAUCCAUGAUUACAUGGCGGUGGGGAACGCCAGGUAGGUGAGGUAACCCCAUUCUCCAUAUAGUCUCUCGUUUUAAUUUGAUUGCAUUUAUAUGGUAGGUGGGGUGGUUUGGGUAGCCCGGUCUUCCAGACUGGGUAACCUUCUCAGCUGUGGUCAAACUUUGCCAUGUGAACGUUUCAAGGUGGGGUAACCCGCCUACCCGGGAUCGGAUUCGUGAUUCAUCAAAUUCGCGCUAAAUUCACUUUGGCCGUGGCAAAGACGUACUUAGCGACCAUUCAAUAAUCUCGAGAAAGUGUACCCCGGGAUGGCGGGGUCGUAAGAUUGCAUGUAAAAACGUGGGUUGUUUUUUUCACCCCCACCUAAGCGUCUUACCUCACUUACCUGGGAUCCCAUGUAAACAGGUUCUUACUUAUAUGUAUCUUGUGGUCUAUAAGGAUUUUUGCAUAAUCAAAAACAAGAGGAAGCACGUUUAAAGUUUCGACAAUAUUUUUUUCUCAAAAUUUCUUAAAGGAACAUAUAUUACAGUUCAAGUACAAAUAAAGAGAACUUAAGGAUUAAAAGUGCAAGCUUGGCGUUUAGAAUCCGUCCGAAUAGAUUGGGCUACAAACAAACGAAAACGCAAUCUAGCUUUGGGUUUGAUUUUCCUGGGAGAACUGCAAACUCACGCAUUAUGGGCGAUUCAAUUCCUCGAAUUCGCACAAGUGAGCCUGCUAGCAGAAUAAAUGUGCCCUUUGUAGUUUCACGCGGUCACAUGGUACAAAAACACUUUGAGAGGACGCAAUUGAUGUCGCAGUGUGACUUUAAAAGAGAAGAAAAUUAGCAUGUCAGGUGAUGCUCUCUCUCUCCCUCUGUUUUGCUCUUCUUGCCCCAUUGUGUCAUUUGCAGCCCAACAAUACAAGUGUCCAGUGAAUGUUACCUGAAAAGGGCCCAUUGGCCAGUUAACUCAUUUUAAUUAAAAUAUGAGUCAUCUGUCACAGCCCAUUGAGUAUUUUAUUUGCCGAACUUGAAUUUUAUGAUUUAAUCUUUUAGAGUUAUACAAGAAAAAGGGCCAUUCCAGCUGGAGAUUGUAAAAAUGAACACCAGAGUGCCAAACAGAGCGAACAGGAGACGGACGAAACCACACGACGAAGGCUAAUGUUCAUCACAAAACUCCUCCAAUCUCUCACCUAAGUCGGCU
Messenger RNA from Porites lobata, 2335 nucleotides. NCBI's taxonomy places the organism in Eukaryota, Metazoa, Cnidaria, Anthozoa, Scleractinia, Poritidae. The record is from the annotation of a GenBank genome assembly.